Vicia villosa (hairy vetch) is the source of this 5635-nucleotide messenger RNA. RefSeq names its product putative disease resistance protein At4g11170. Lineage: Eukaryota; Viridiplantae; Streptophyta; Magnoliopsida; Fabales; Fabaceae. Gene Ontology annotation, biological process: signal transduction; defense response. Gene Ontology annotation, molecular function: ADP binding; ATP hydrolysis activity. The transcript has 7 exons. Bases 716 to 5446 code for a protein of 1576 amino acids. The record is from RefSeq and is a predicted model, not a curated record.
GUGAUCCAAACCAGAAUGCCAACCAGACUGGAUCUGAAAAGCCGCGAGAUCAGAACAACUCAAGCAACUGAAUGAAGCUUGGUGAAAUAACCUUGAUAUCUCAUAUAAAGUAUAAACCCAUAUAUGUGAUGCCUAAAUCCUGAUUGUAACAGUAGGAGCAAUUCAGUUUUUCUAACAGCUUCAUUUGUUAAUUAUUUAAGGAGAAAAAGUACUCUUAUCAGUCACAUUUAUUAUAACCAGCAGAAACACUAACAUCUUCCUCAUCAUGACCAUAAAUAAUAACACCCUCCUCUCGUCUACUGCAUUGCAGUUUUCCAUUGAUUGAUUGGUUCUUGAGAGUAACUUUUUUAAUUUAUCAUCUAGUCUAAGUAGGAGUAAAAGUAAAGUUACAGUGACUUUUCCGCAAAGGAAAGUCACCCCAGCCAUUUCCCACUAUCAUCGGCCAAUUUUCUACAGUGUGAUGGCUUUUAUUAACCCAGAAACGACUUCGCUUCUUUGAAUAAUUUUUUUUGUCUCAAUUGGAAUUUUUUAAUCAAUUCAAACAGUUCACAACACACAAUUUCUUUUAUUUAUCAUUAAAUCAAUAAUUUUAUACAAGUAGUAGUAGUUUAUUAUAUACCAAGCAAGCACCACUUUUGGUAUUCAAAACAUCAUUUCAUUUCAGCUGUUGAUUUCUUCUUGUUCUUCUUCUCUGCAAUUUCAUCAAAUCUAAGCCAUGUCUUCUUCCAUUACUACUUAUUCAAAGAGGAAGAAGACCUACGAUGUCUACUUGAGUUUCAGCGCAAAAGUUCCAUCUACUUUUGUUCGGAAACUCCAUAAGGCUCUCUGUACAUAUGUUCCACGAACUCGUAUUUUCUUGGACCGUACGAAGCUUCUAAGUACAAAUUGGGAAACAACACCUUCAGAGUCAUUGCUUAUAAUUGAAAAGUGCAAAAUGGUUGUAAUCCUACUUUCAAGUAUUUAUAUGAGUUCACCAUCGUGUCUUGGAGAACUCGAGAAAAUAACUGAGUGUUGCCUAACCACAACUGAUCUUGUUGUUCUGCCUGUGUUGUAUCACUUCGACCAAAGAUUUCGAGGAGACAUGUUUCGAAAGGCUUUUCAUGAUUUUCUGGACAGAAUCCCUAUAAAGAAAAUAUCACCAGAAGAAGACAAUAUUAUGACUUGGGUGGAAGCGAUUACUAAAUCUACCCAAUAUCCAACAGAUUUCAUACCCACAGACAGGAACGAGUGUGACUGUGUCAAGAGUGUAGUUGAACGUGUUAUUUAUGCGCUAUACAAGAUAAGACCAGCAUUGUCAAGUACUUUCUAUACACCUAGUGUAAAAUCUGGUGUGCAAGACGUGCUUCAACUAUUGAAACAAUCAAAAUGCCCUCUCGUAAUAGGGAUUUGGGGGAUAGCUGGGAUUGGUAAAACAAGCAUUGCCAAAACCAUUUAUGAUAUGAUUGGUCCUUAUUUUGAGGGAAAGUGCAUGCUCGAUAAUGUUAGUGAAGUUUGGGAACGAUAUACUGGUCCAUUUUCUUUACAGGAAGAACUUCUUUUUUGUGUCAACAAUGCCACUGGAUUUGAAAAAGAGACUUUAAAAGGAAACCUUCAAAAUAAAAGGGUACUUCUUAUACUGGAUGAUGUUAAUAAAUUGGAGCAGCUAAAUUCUUUGUGUGGAAGUCGUGAAUGGUUUGGUGCAGGUAGCAAAAUAAUCAUCACGACAAGAGAUAGACAUCUACUUAAGGAGUAUGGAGUUGAUCAUAUAUAUACAAUGAAACAACUGGACCAAAGUGAAUCGCUUGAGGUUUUCAAGUGGGGUGCAUUCGGCAACGAAACAACUCUUCCAGAAGAUUUUGCUGAACUUUCCAGACAGGUAGUUGCUUAUUCUGGGGGAUGGCCUCUUGCUCUUAUAACCCUAGGGAGGCUUUUGCGUGGAAAGGAGGCCCUUCAGUGGAAAGGUGUGUUAUGGAGUCUCAAAAAUAUGUCCAUUCCAGCUCCACGACUACUGAAUAUCCUAGAAAAGAGUUUUAACGAGUUGAGUGAUAACGAGAAACAAACAUUCCUUGAUAUAGCAAGUUUCUUUAUCGGGAAGAACCAAAAUGAUGUACUUCAAACAUUAAAUAGAUCAACGCAAAGCCCAACUCUUCAAGUAAGCCUUCUUCAAAAUAAGAGCCUUGUAACCAUUGAUGAGAAUAACAAGCUUCAAAUGCAUGUUCUGCUUCAAGCUAUGGCAAGAGAUAUCAUUAAUAGGGAAUCCAGAAGUAGAACUAUUCAGCCAAAGAUGUAUGACGUGUUCUUGAGUUUUAGAGGGGAAGACAGUCGUGCAAAGUUCAUGUCACAUCUCUAUUCUUCUCUUCAAGAUGCAGGUAUAUAUGCUUUCAGAGACGAUGAUGAGAUUCAACAUGGAGAUCAGAUCUCAAUCUCACUUUUGCGAGCAAUUGAACAAUCUAGGAUUUCUAUCGUUGUUUUGACUACAAACUAUGCUAAUUCAAGAUGGUGCAUGCUAGAGUUGGAAAGAAUCAUUGAAAUUAGCAAAGCCAAUGGUUUGGAUGUUGUGCCAGUGUUCUAUGAGGUAGAUCCCUCAGAAGUACGUCAUCAGGAAGGUCAGUUUGGGAAAGCUUUUGAAGAACUUAGAUCAACAACCUCAGUGAAUGAAUCCACAAAGACUAAUUGGAGAAGAGACCUCUUUGAUAUUGGAAGCAAGGCAGGGUUUGUACUCAAAGAUUCAAGGAAUGAAAGUGAAGAUGUCAAGAAUAUUGUUGAAAGUGUCUCCCGUUUGCUAGAUAGGACAGAGUUAUUUGUUGCUGAACAUCCAGUAGGUGUAGAAUCCCGUGUGGAAGCAACAACUAAACUAUUAAAUAUCCAAAAAUCAGAAGAUGUUUUAAUUCUUGGAAUAUGGGGAAUGGGGGGCAUGGGUAAGACAACCAUUGCAAAAGCAAUUUAUAAUCAAAUUGGAAGCAAAUUUGAGGGAAAGAGCUUCCUUCUGAAUAUAAGGGAAAUUUGGGAGACAGAUACUAAUCAAGUUUCUUUGCAGCAACAAGUACUCUGUGAUAUUUACAAAACAAUGACAUUCAAGAUACGUGAUAUUGAAUCUGGGAAAAAUAUCUUGAAGGAAAGACUUUCCCAAAAUAGGGUACUUUUUGUACUUGAUGAUGUGAAUGAAAUAGACCAAAUAAAUGCUUUGUGUGGAAGUCGCGAAUGGUUUGGUCCAGGGAGUAGAAUAAUCAUCACAACAAGAGAUAUGCACAUUCUUAAUUCAUGUAGAGUCGAUCAUGUGCAUAGAAUAGAAGUAAUGGACGAAAGUGAAUCUCUUGAGCUUUUCAGUUGGCAUGCAUUCAAGCAAUCAAGUCCCACAAAAGAUUUUGCUACACAUUCAAUAGAUGUGAUUGCUUAUUCUGGGGGACUGCCACUAGCACUUCAAGUCCUUGGGUCUUAUUUGUCUGACUGUGAAAUACCAGUGUGGCAGAAAGUUUUGGAAAAACUAAAAUGUAUCCCCAAUAAUGAAGUACAUAAGAAGUUAAAAGUAAGUUUCGAUGGCUUAAAAGAUAUCACAGAGAAACAAGCAUUCCUUGAUAUAGUUUGUUUUUUUAUUGGAAUGGAGCGAAAUGAUGUAACACAAAUAUUAAAUGGGUGCGGAUAUUUUGCUGAUAUUGGAAUUAAAGUUCUUAUAGAGCGAAGCCUUGUAACAGUUGACAAUAGGAACAAGCUUCAAAUGCAUGAUUUGUUAAGAGACAUGGGAAGACAAAUAAUUUAUGAGGAAUCACCGUUUGAUCUUGAGAAGCGCAGUAGGUUGUGGCGUCCUGAAGAAGUGUUUGAUAUACUAUCAAAGUAUACGGGAACAAAAGCUGUCAAGGGACUGGCUUUAGACUUUCCAACAAAAAACAAAGUUCGUAUAGAUACCAAAGCAUUUAAGAAGAUGAAUAAACUCAGAUUGCUUCAACUUGCUCGGGUACAACUUGAUGGAGAUUUUAAUAAUCUUUCAGGAGAACUUAGAUGGCUCUACUGGCAUGGUUUUCCAUCAGCUUCUAUUCCUGUAGAAUUGCAAAAAGGAAGUCUAGUUGCUCUGGAGUUAAAAUAUAGUAAUCUCAAAUAUACAUGGAAGUGCUGCCAAAAGAUGUUAGAGAAUCUAAAAAUUCUUAAUCUUAGCCAUUCUCUAGAAUUGACUGAAACCCCAAACUUUAGUUACAUGCCUAAUUUGGAAAAGAUAGUACUUAAAGACUGUCCAAGUUUAUCUUCCGUCUCUUAUACCAUUGGAGAUCUCGAUAAACUUCUUCUUAUAAACUUGACAGACUGCAGAGGUCUUGGGACACUUCCGAGAAGCAUCUAUGAUUUAAAAUCUCUAGAAACUUUGAUUCUUUCUAGAUGUUCCAUGAUCGACAAGUUAGAGGAGGAUUUGGAACAUAUGAAAUCGUUGACAACCUUAAUUGCGGAUAAGACUGCUAUAACACAAGUGCCAUUUUCAAUAGUAAGAUCUAAAAGCAUUAAAUAUAUUUCUUUACCUGGCUUUGAAGGAUUUUCACGUGAUGUAUUUCCUUCUCUCAUUCUGUCUUGGAUGUCACCGUCAAAUAAUGUGGUAUCCUUAGUUCAAACAGCCGGUUCCAUGUCAUCUAUUGGUCUUUAUGUGAAAUGUGGUUCAAAACUGCAACUGUCUCAAGAUGUAGCAAGAAUUUUGGAAGCAUUGAAAGCCACAAAUUGUCAGAAAUUGGAAGCAAGUGCAAGUUCAACUCCAGUACAUAUCUCUGAUAUCUAUCCUUCUAGUUUGAUUAACGAUUACAUUGGUCAAGCUUCCACUUCAAAGUCAAAUAAUUACUUGAAAUCUUUCUUGAUUCAAAUGGGAAUGAAACUCCACGCCACCAAUAUUGUCGAAGACAACAUUUUACAGACUGCGGAUGGAAUUUGGAAUCGAAUUUUGCUCCCAUGUUACAAUAUAUCUGAUUGGUCAACCUUCAGUAGUAAAGGUUGUUCUUUAAUAUUUGAUGUCCCAACAAUGAAAGGAAGUAACCUGAAGAAUAUGACGUUGUUCGUUGUCUAUUACUCUUCCUCGGACAACAUAGCAUCAGAAGGUUGUCAAGGUGUGUUGAUCAUAAAUUACACAAAGACAACCAUUCAGGCCUAUACAAAAGAUGCACUUACCUCCUUUGAGGAUGAAGAUUGGAAGAGCAUAACAUCAAAUCUAGAAUCUGGUAACAAUGUAGAGAUUAUGGUUGUUUUGAGGGAGGGAUUCAUUGUUGAGAAGACUACGAUAUCUCUCUUAUAUGAUGAACCGGUCGACAAAGAAAUGGAACACUGCAAUGCAAUAUUCGAGGAGAGUGUUAUUGCUUUUAGUGACGAUGAUAAGAAUGUUGGUGUUUCUGGUGGUGAUAAUAUUGAUGUCCCAAUGGACGACAUUGUUACCAGUUCAGAGCAAGAUGAAGCUUUAAGUGAUGAUAAGCAUGGGCAGGCAAUGAGUAGAAAAAGAAAGUGAGAUCAUUGUAAUGGGAUACUAGGUUGAGAAAGUGUAGCAAGUAAGAGGCCAGUUCAUAUACCCUUAACUUUCCUCCUAAAGCUGAGUAUAGUUUACUUGGUUUUUAGUGUUGCAUCAAGUGUUUUUUGAAAUAUUGUAAAAUAGAUUUUUUUUAUAUAUAUUAAAAUUCUCACUACAGUACUAAAAUAA